This is a messenger RNA of Corylus avellana, 1299 nucleotides long. RefSeq names its product EPIDERMAL PATTERNING FACTOR-like protein 8. NCBI's taxonomy places the organism in Eukaryota, Viridiplantae, Streptophyta, Magnoliopsida, Fagales, Betulaceae. Gene Ontology annotation, biological process: stomatal complex development; guard cell differentiation. The record is from RefSeq and is a predicted model, not a curated record.
CCCACCUCCGGUCUCUUUAGACUCGUAUUUAUCCUUUCUUGCUUAAAUUUAUUUCAUCUUUUUGCUUGGGAUUUUGGAGAACCCUUUUGGUCUUACAAAUUUCUUAUAUCCGGAUUUGAGCUUCAACAAAAUCUUGUUUAAUAGGGUUUCAAACUCACCGCUCUUAAACGAGAUUCCUCAACUAUUGUAAACUUUAGUCUUUAAAUUCUCUCGAAAGGUAGUAAGGAAUUAAGUUAUAUUAUCUGGGGUUCUCUUAUAAAUACUCUGAAUUUUCAUCAUGGGUUACAACCACUAGCUCUGCUGGCUACAGAUCUGUCAUGAGAGCUUACUUUCAUGUCUACACUCUAGGUUGUUGUGAAUUAAAAGAAAAAACUUUUAACACAUGGUAAUAAAAUUGAAAGAAAAAAAGAAAGAUUAAAAAUGUCUGGCCUUGAUCUAAAAAUAGUCAGAGAAUAAAGGGUUGUUUCCAUAUUUUCCCUCAACCAAAACCCAAUGUCAAGAGGUCAUAGACUCAUGGCCUUUAGUGACAAAACAGAACCCAGCGGGAAUGAUUCAACAAAGUGUAGAUGAUGACAAAAAAGGGUACUCCAAUAAUUUGAAAAGGCAGCAAAGGAUUGUCAUUUCUGCCAGCAAAAACUGAGACUCCUGUCAUUCACACUGAAAACCUGAAGUCAGAGCCACUGUUGCUCCCAAAGAAACUUCAGAGCCAAGUAAUUGCAGUUGGGACCUACCAGUGAGCAAAGCAAUACACUAUCUCUCCCCACCACCCAUCUCUCCCUAAUUGAACUCCCAAACCCCUCUGCAAAACUUUCAUCUUUCUGGUGUUCCUUUUACUUGAAGAAAGGAUUGAUGGUUUCAUCAAGAAAAGACUUAAAUGGGCUCAAGAAUGCUGUCUUUGUGAUGGUCUUCUUAUCACUCACAUUCUUACCUUCCAAAUCAGGUGGGUCAAAUUUAGUGAGGGAGAGUGAAGGUGUGAAGCAAAUGAAGUUGGUUUUGGGGUCAAGGCCUCCACGGUGUGUUAACAAGUGCUUGAGCUGCCGGCCUUGCAUGGCUGCUUUGGUUCCAUCUCCACGCCACAGACCUGACUUGAAGCUGAAGGUUUCAUCUCAUCAGGGAGAUGAGAGCUAUUAUCUUCUCUCAUGGAAAUGCAAAUGUAAAGAUAAGUUCUUCCAACCUUGAAACUUCCAAGGUUGAUCGAAUUUGAGUAGAUUAUAUAGUCAAAAUCCUCAACAUUAACAUGUUAAUUUCUGUGAUGAAUUUGUUAUAGAUAAAUUAUCAAUGCUUAUAAUAUUAUUAUUA